AUGGCAAAGCGCCAAGCCAUUGAAGCGCUUGAUGAAAUGCUACGUGAUAUAACUGAUUCUAACCUUUUAUUUGGAGGAAAGGUUAUGGUAUUUGGUGGUGACUUCCGACAAGUUUUUUUAGUUGUUCCUAAGGAUUUUACAAAAUAUUCUAAUGAUCCUCUUUCAAUGAUGAACAAUGCUAUCUUAACUCCCAAAAACGAAAGCGUUGAUCACAUCAACCAAUUGCUCAUUAAAAGAUUUCCUGGUACUCAAGAACAAUAUAUGAGUAUUGAUGAAACAAUUGAAACAAGCCAACAAGGUCAAUAUGAAGAUUUCUUAAAUUCUCUCAAUCCAAUUGGCUUGCCUCCUCGUAAACUUUUGUUAAAACUAAACUGCCCAAUUCUAAUGUUGAGAAACAUAGAUCCCUCAAAAGGAUUAUGUAUUGGAACAAGACUCAUCUGUCGUAAAUUUGAAAGACAUUUCAUUUUUGCUGAAAUUGCUGUUGGUGAUCAUAAGGGAAAUACUAUUUUCUUGCCUCGAAUCCCUUUACAACCUUCAAAUCGAAAUAUGUAUCCUAUUCAGUUUACUAGGCGUCAAUUUCCAAUAAGACUUUGUCUUUCAGUGAUAAUUAACAAAUCACAAGGUCAAACUUUGGAAACUGUAGGUAUAUAUUUGUCGCAACCAGUUUUCUCUCAUGGUCAACUAUAUGUUGUUUUGUCUCGUGCUACAACUUUAGCUAAACUUCGAAUCCUAAUUGAACCACAAGAUUCUGAUAGUGAUGAAACUAAUUCCACAACAAAUAUUGUUUUUCAUGAACUCUUAUCUUUGGCACAAUGCACAUGA
Camellia sinensis is the source of this 822-nucleotide messenger RNA. RefSeq lists its product as uncharacterized. The record is from RefSeq and is a predicted model, not a curated record. Gene Ontology annotation, biological process: DNA repair; telomere maintenance. Lineage: Eukaryota; Viridiplantae; Streptophyta; Magnoliopsida; Ericales; Theaceae. Gene Ontology annotation, molecular function: DNA helicase activity.